Messenger RNA from Gambusia affinis (western mosquitofish), 2759 nucleotides. Its product is annotated as BTB/POZ domain-containing protein 3. The transcript has 4 exons. Gene Ontology annotation, molecular function: protein binding. The record is from RefSeq and is a predicted model, not a curated record. NCBI's taxonomy places the organism in Eukaryota, Metazoa, Chordata, Actinopteri, Cyprinodontiformes, Poeciliidae. Gene Ontology annotation, cellular component: cytosol. Gene Ontology annotation, biological process: neurogenesis; cerebral cortex development; dendrite morphogenesis. The coding region runs from base 349 to 1746 and encodes 465 amino acids.
GGUCUCUGAUUGGUUGGAGUUGAUGCGGCGUAAACAAAAGCUGAGCCCAAACUCUGCUCGGCCGCUGAUGGGGGUUUUAGGUUAGAGGUCAAAGGUCAAAGGUUAAGGAAUGUUGGUCCUUCGGGGAGCCUCUGCCCUGCUGCUUUAGCUCCGGUUCCCGCAGUCCACGUCGUGUUUUAGGCUCCACUGCUGGGAGGCUAAUGUGGCUAAAGCUAGCUCAGAGCUAAAGUCCGGUAGCUUUUAAAUGGAGGUCUGUUCGGUUCGGGAACUGAUCCAAGUUUAAACAGCGGUUGAGUUCGGGCCCCGGAGCCGCCAUGAGCCCUUCCCUGGUGUGACUGAAGGGGGAGGAUGGCAGCAGAGCUGUUCCCCGCCAAGAAGCUGGUGUCUUCGGCCUCAAGCAGCAGCAGCUCCGCCGCCUCGCUCCAGCAGCAGAACCUGAGCAACAACAACCCGGCCCCGGGCGGCUGCAGCUGGCAGGGCCUGUACCCCACCAUCCGGGAGAGGAAUUCAGUCAUGUUCAACAACGAGAUGAUGGCCGACGUUCACUUUGUGGUCGGACCGCCGGGCGGGACGCAGAGGGUUCCUGGACACAAGUACGUCCUGGCUGUGGGCAGCUCCGUGUUCCACGCCAUGUUUUACGGCGAGCUGGCCGAGGACACGGAGGAGAUCCGGAUCCCGGACGUGGAGCCGCCGUCCUUCCUGGCCAUGCUGAAGUACAUCUACUGCGACGAGAUCGACCUGUGCGCCGACACGGUGCUCGCCACCCUCUACGCCGCCAAGAAGUACAUCGUGCCUCACCUGGCGCGGGCCUGCGUCAACUUCCUGGAGACGAGCCUGAGCGCCAAGAACGCCUGCGUCCUUCUGUCGCAGAGCUGCCUGUUCGAGGAGCCGGACCUGACGCAGCGCUGCUGGGAGGUCAUCGACGCGCAGGCCGAGCUGGCGCUGCGCUCCGAGGGCUUCUGCGACAUCGACGCGCAGACGCUGGAGAGCAUCCUGCGGCGGGAGACGCUCAACGCCAAGGAGAUGGUCGUGUUCGAGGCGGCGCUGAGCUGGGCCGAGGCCGAGUGCCAGCGCCGCGACCUGCCGCCCUCCAUCGACAACAAGCGGCUGGUGCUGGGAAAGGCCAUCUACCUGAUCCGCAUCCCCGCCAUGGCGCUGGAGGACUUCGCCAACGGCGCGGCGCAGUCCGGCGUGCUGACGCUCAACGAGACCAACGACAUCUUCCUGUGGUUCACGGCGUCCCGCAAGCCGGAGCUGCUGUUCUGCACCAAGCCGCGGAAGGGGCUGGCGCCUCAGCGCUGCCACCGCUUCCAGUCCUGCGCCUACCGCAGCAACCAGUGGCGCUACCGCGGCCGCUGCGACAGCAUCCAGUUCGCCGUGGACCGCCGCGUCUUCAUCGCCGGCUUCGGCCUGUACGGCUCCAGCUGCGGCUCGGCCGAGUACAGCGCCAAGAUGGAGCUGAAGCGGCAGGGCGUGCCCAUGGCGCAGCGCCUCAUCAAGUUCUUCUCCGACGGCUCCAGCAGCACCUUCCCGGUCUGGUUCGAUUACCCGGUCCAGAUCGAGCCCGACACCUUCUACACGGCCAGCGUGGUUCUGGACGGCAACGAGCUCAGCUACUUCGGCCAGGAGGGCAUGACGGAGGUCCAGAGCGGCAAGGUCACCUUCCAGUUCCAGUGCUCCUCCGACAGCACCAACGGGACCGGGGUCCAGGGCGGCCAGAUCCCAGAACUCAUCUUCUACGCCUGAUCCGGGCCGAGUCGGGUCGCAGCGGGAAGCCGGGGGACUACUUCUGGUGGCGGAUGAAUACACUAACGGUCUGAAACCUGAGUGACCCGCCGUCAGGUCAGACAACAUGGAGUCCAACUUUUGCUCCACAUUUUCAUUUGUUUGUGCUGCCAAGAUUUUAAACAUCAGGAAAGUUUCCAGAGGUCAUGAAAGGUCAACCGGAACGUUUGUGCUUUGACCUCUGACCUCUGGACCCUUUACUAUCUUCUAAUGGCGGCACAGACAUUUAUAGAUUUAUAGAUUAUGGAUUAUUAAUCUCUGAAGGCGGUUCCGGACUGAAGGAAGGUCGGGAAAUGAAGUAGAACCCGACCGGAUCUCUCCAUCGGACCUCCUAGUGCCUUAACGACGUGUUGGUCCGGUUCUGCUGAGCCAGGUCAGAAUUGUUUUUGGGUUUAUUUUAGAUGGACGACGUUCUGAUCCGCGGGUCGUUUCAGUCGGUUCUGACCCGCCAUUUAGAAGAAAACGGUUCUGAUCUUCUGAGUUCUGGUUCACCUCCAGAACCAGAACCGGUCCACUUCCUGCUCUCAGAGGAGCAGUUACUAUUGGGAUCGGGUCAGAACCUCAGCUGGACCGGACCGGGUCGUGGUUCUGAUCGUGCUGCAGCUCCUGUUUGUUGCCUUAAUGAGACGCAGUUCCUGCUGCAGCCUGAAGGUGGCGGUGUUGCUGUUACCUGCAUGUGUGGAAGUGGAACCGCUUCCCGUUCACGAGGUUCUGGAUGAGGUUCUGGAUGAGGUUCUGCCAUGGUUUGGACCUGAAGCUCGUUGCUUUUUCUUCAUUUAAUCACCUGAAAAUCAACCUGGAAACGGGUUGAACCGGGUCCAGACGUUCCUUUAGUUUUCUGUCUGUUUUCUACUAGCUUUGUGUUUCUGUUUUUGUUUUGUUUUUGUUUUGUUUUUGUUUUUUGUUCCUUCCUGGAUGAAUCUCGGUGGCCUUAUCAAACUCAUGUUGUGAUGAAAUAAAAAGUUUCAAAAGUU